This is a messenger RNA of Endocarpon pusillum Z07020, 3780 nucleotides long. RefSeq lists its product as uncharacterized. Gene Ontology annotation, molecular function: protein binding. Bases 1 to 3780 code for a protein of 1259 amino acids. Gene Ontology annotation, cellular component: membrane. The transcript is spliced from 3 exons. Lineage: Eukaryota; Fungi; Ascomycota; Eurotiomycetes; Verrucariales; Verrucariaceae. The record is from RefSeq and is a predicted model, not a curated record.
AUGAGGUUUUUGACGAGACAGACAGAUCGCAACUCACCGACGGUCGAACCACUGAGAAUACAUAAAAGAGAAUCCACCAAUUCGCCCACUCCAUCCAGCAACAGCCAGCACACCGCUGGCACGUCUGGCUCUGGUCAUUAUCCGAUCCCUUCCCUUCCCUAUCCAGAUGAUCGCCAACGUCUUGCCCAGUCAAGACCGACCAAUGCUUCUCAAGCCCCGUAUCCAUACCCUGAUCUCCGAAGAGGCGCAACUCCUGAGCAGAAAAGAGUAGGGUCUCCGGAGCAGGGUCGGAUAGGCUCGCCGUCGUACGCAUCACCGACACAGGCUGGUUCGCCAUCCGACUACCCCACCUCGUUGCGACCGCAUGAUGGGCGUGAUGGAAGGUCUGGCGCCACUCUUGCAGAGCGACGCGGAAAUGCGCCAAAGCCACUUCCUGAGUCUCCCGGGCCUGAGAUACCCGACAAAGAAGGAUUGUUCCAGAAAGCGCCGAGGAGACAUUCUGCAGCCUCACCAUCUGGCAUCCCUGAACUGCCAGGUGCUGGGCCCAGACCAAGUGGGCCAGAAACAAACCCAUUCCCCGACUAUCAUCAGCAGUAUUGGCCACCACCUGGAGCACUGUCUGCCGAGACAGGUGGAGCAGCGGGCAGGCUGAAUGUUCGAGAUGCGGCAUCGGUACAACGAAUCAGUUCGACUGCGUCGACUUCGACUACUAAAGCUACACGAGGAUCACCGCCGCCUCCUGAGACCCCUAUCGUACCACCCAACCCCCGACCAGGGACAGAUAUCGAAGCAAGAUAUGCCGCUGCAGGCAUUGCGGGUCCUUCUACCCUUACCAAUCUACAAGCUCAGAAUGCAGCUGCCAUGCAGAGGACUGCCAAUUACGCUGGUGUGCAACCAAAUCCGCAAUCCUCUGCUUCUCCUCCGCGACGUCCAUGGACGCCGACCGAGCAACCGGGUAGUCAACCCCACGGCCCGCCAACCGUCUAUCAAGGGCCAGGAGAAGCUCAACAACAGCCACCACUCCCAGACCCCACUCGAGGGCGACUAGUUGAAGGUCGGCAUAGCCCACACCAGCCGGGAAGAAUUCCUCCAAAUCCCCUUGAGAAUGAUUUCCAGCGUUUGCACGUGAGCGAAGAACCACCUCCGGCAUAUUCACAAACGCCUGGUUCGCAAGCCGGCUAUUCUCAUGAUAAGGAAAGACCAGCGGGAACAGCGGGGGCAGCGGGGGCAGUGGGAGCAGUGGGGGCAGCAGGGGCAGCAGGGGCAGCAGGAGGAGCAGGAGGAGCAAUAGGAGGUUUAGCGGCUGCUAUGGGAGUCAAUCCGGUAGGGACUCCGUCAAGUGUAUCGCAAGCUUCAAGCCAGGGCCAUCCCGCUUAUGCCAAUGACACAGUUCACCAGCAAGCAAUUCCACAUCGACAGCCAUCAGUCAAUGGGGUCGUGCAUCAUCCUCAGCAAGCACCGGCUCCGGCCGUGCUAGCGGCGCCUGCUCCGAAUCUCGCGGCUUCUCCUCCUCCUCUGCCAGAAGGCUGGAUUGCUCAUCUCGACCCUAAUUCGGGGCAAUACUAUUACAUUCACCUGCCCACCCAAUCAACUCAAUGGGAAUUUCCCAAAGGUCCCACGCCGCUCAACCUCAACGAGACGCCGCUCUCUCCGGUGGCUUCUGCCUACAACCAUCCGUUGGCGUCUCCUGGUCUCUCAUUCGCGAACAAGCCGCUCGCCUCUCCUGGCCUCCCAAUGACUCCAGGCUACGAGCACGUCAAUCCGAUGAGCCUGGGGGGUAGCAUAUCUGGCCAAGCCGGCUAUACUGGACCUCCACCCAGUAGUGGAGUAGAUCUCUACAAAGUGGUGCCAACCAACGGAGUCUAUUUUGGGCCGUAUUUGCGUUAUGCCAAUAUGGAUUUGGAACUCGAACUCUGGCUUGGCUCAAUAUUGCUGGUGACUGACGGACCACAACCUCCUACUAUCCAUAUCCAUCAAAGUCUUGAUCUGUCGCCGAAUCCCCGACAAUUGCAGGCGACUCAGAUUUCACAGCACCAGAGAUGGAUGUUCUACAAGUACGAGAUAGAUCUGAAGAUGGAGGAUGCACCAGCCAAAUGGACCUACGCAAUCACCUCCCAUCUAGGCUGCACGCGGUAUGAAUUUCUUGUCGCUGGACGAUACGAGACCAACUGGCGUUUUGUUGCCCACUCUGGGAAUGACUUCGGCCUUAACGUGAGCACGAAUGAACGAGCACGGCUUGGUGGUGUUGGCUAUAUGUGGAGGGACAUCAUGCAGAAACACGCCGAAACCGGUGGAUUCCACUGCCAGUUGGGACUGGGCAGCCAGAUAUACGCAGAUCGGUUGUGGAAAGAGAUUCCCAGCCUCAAACAAUGGCUCGCCACGAGUGGAAAGGAGAAUAGGAAGAAUGCCGUAUGGACAGCGGCACAUGAAGAGGAUGUUUCUCAUGCUUAUUUCCACUACUACACCAGCCACUUUGAUCAACCGCAUCUGAGGGAGGCAUUCGCCCAGAUCCCGCACAUACUCACCCUGGAUGACCAUGAUAUAUUCGACGGCUUCGGCUCAUACCCAGAGUACAUGCAGUUCAGCAACAUGUUCAAAAACAUCGGCCGCAUAGGUAUCGAAAUGUACCUGCUCUUUCAACACCACACCACUCUCGAGAUCCUCCGCAAUGUCUCCCACGACAAUGACCUCUUCACCAUUACGGGCACGGGAUGGCAUUUUGUCAAAUUCCUGGGCCCCGCGCUGGUGGUGGUGGGACCUGACACAAGGAGUGAGAGAAACCCGCACCAAGUCAUGGCCGGCCCAACAUACCAAGGUCUAUUUCCCAAGAUCGCUAUGUUACCGCCAUCCGUGCAGCAUUGUAUCAUGAUGAUCGCUGUGCCGAUUGUGUAUCCACGGAUGGAGGCGGCGGAGAGUCUGACGACUACCAUCCAAACCGGGAAGAAGGCCGUUACGGGAACAUACAACCUGUUAGGUAAGGUUACGAGCUCGGUCGCCGGAGUGGUGGGUGCAAAGGGCGCCGUCGGAUCAGGAUUCGACUCGGUCAAGCGUGCGGUAGGCAAGUCGGGUCUUAUGGGUGGUAUUCUCAGUCCCUUCGGCGACAUUGAUGUCCUAGAUGAGCUGAAAGACCAAUGGACCCAUGAAUCCAAGGACCUCGAGCGUACCUAUCUUAUCCGCACCCUGCAAGGAAUCUCCCACCAACGCUCCAUCCGCAUCACCUUCCUCUCCGGCUCCGUGUCGACCUGCGGCGCCGGCCUCCUCCACGACCCCUCGCACCCCUCAUCGCACAAAACCAUGUUCCAGCUGAUCACCAGCCCCGUGGUCAACGCACCCCCCUCUUCGUACAUCCUCAAACUGCUCCACAACAACAAACCGCUCUACAUCCCGCAGAACGGCCACCGCUCCGAACACCACUCGUCGCACCACCACCACUCCUCCUCGGCCGGCGGCAAGGGCGCCGCCGCCGCCACCACCGACACCAAGGAAGACAUGAUGGAGAUCUUCGGCCAGGACGUCGACGGCCGGCCGCGCGAGAUGCGCCGCCUGAUGAACCGCAGGAACUACGUCGCCGUGGUGGCGUAUGACCCGGAGGUCGUGCAGGGCCAGUUCGGCCGCACCGAUAUGAGCGGCGCCAAGGCUGGCGGCAGGUUGAGUCUCGCCGUCGAUUUCAUGGUCCAGGCCGAUGCGGCGGCCGGUGCGGGCGUCGGUGCGUAUGCGGGCGUCGGCGGUGUCGUCAAGUUCGGGCCGGUCGUCGUGCCGAGUUUGGAGUUUGGUCGCUGA